Messenger RNA from Stereum hirsutum FP-91666 SS1, 471 nucleotides. RefSeq lists its product as uncharacterized. The coding region runs from base 1 to 471 and encodes 156 amino acids. Lineage: Eukaryota; Fungi; Basidiomycota; Agaricomycetes; Russulales; Stereaceae. The record is from RefSeq and is a predicted model, not a curated record. The transcript is spliced from 2 exons.
AUGUCUGACCUCGACGCCGACCUCUACGCUGACUUGUACGGAAAUGACGAUGGAGACGUCUCUGGUGCCGCAGGACCUGUAAAAGAGGAGCCGAAGGACAUUGCGCCUUCUACACUGACUGGCGAGCCCCCGAUAUCGGUCAAAACAGAAGCCACAGAGCCACCAGAGAAAAGCCAUACGCCGAAAGUUGAGGAUGCAUCGCCUGUCGCGUUAACAAACGCGCCCGCUGCCGCUCCAAUAUCUACUUCCACACAACCAGCGCCUUCCACACCCCAACAUAUUGCCACAUACACCCACGAUGAAAAACCUCAAAUUGUGCAACCGAUGCAACACAUCCAAACAUACGAGGACUCGAAUGGAGAUGAGUUUCGUGAACCGGUUUUUCCUGCGACUUCGAACGGAGGAAAUCUCCAGCAGAUGGGUGCUCAGCAACGGUCCAUUAGGCCGUCAGAAAUGAAGGAUGAAGGGUGA